This is a messenger RNA of Callithrix jacchus (white-tufted-ear marmoset), 1118 nucleotides long. It is a transcript of the gene ALKBH7, whose product is annotated as alkB homolog 7, RNA demethylase. Gene Ontology annotation, cellular component: mitochondrial matrix. Lineage: Eukaryota; Metazoa; Chordata; Mammalia; Primates; Cebidae. Gene Ontology annotation, biological process: fatty acid metabolic process; DNA damage response. The record is from RefSeq and is a predicted model, not a curated record.
GGAACCGUGGUCUUGGCCCCGAUUCCCCUGACCUCGGACUUCAGACCAGAUACUGUCCAUAUUCCCUUGUGAGGUCUUAGCCAAGCAACCCCUACAUUGUACCUUUCCCCUCUAAUGAGUAAAGAGGCGGUGCUAACCUGCAGACGGACUUGCGACUCAGCCAAUGGUUUAAGCCACUCUGGAGUGGCGCCCAAUAAGCUCUCAAGAUAGGAGGCUGAUUCUAGGAGAAAGCCAAUACUCUGUGAAGGCGAGUCUAGCAGCAACCAAUAGCCAUGAGUAAAGGCGGGACUCUGAGGGAAGCCAAUCGCUGGAGGGGUCUGACGCACCUACAGCCAAUGGCUUUUGGCGGGGGCGUUCCCCGACCCUGGCCGCUUCCAUGACCCGGCUACUGGGCUAUGGCCGGGACCGGGCUGCUGGCGCAGCGGACGCUGCCCGGGCCCAGCUGGGUACGAGGCUCCAGCCCUUCGGUGCUUAGCCGCCUGCGGGACGCGGCCGUGGUGCGGCCUGGGUUCCUGAGUGUGGCGGAGGAGGAGACGCUGAGCCGAGAGCUGGAGCCCGAGCUGCGCCGCCGCCGCUACGAAUACGAUCACUGGGACGCGGCUAUCCACGGCUUCCGAGAGACAGAGAAGUCGCGCUGGUCAGAAGCUAGCCGGGCCAUCCUGCAGCGUGUGCAGGCGGUCGCCUUUGGCCCCGGACAGACCCUGCUCUCCUCCGUGCACGUGCUGGACCUGGAAGCUCGGGGUUACAUCAAGCCCCACGUGGACAGUGUCAAGUUCUGCGGGGCCACCAUUGCUGGCCUGUCUCUCCUGUCUCCCAGCGUUAUGCGACUGGUGCACACCCAGGAACCGGGGGAGUGGCUGGAGCUCUUGCUGGAACCAGGCUCCCUCUACAUCCUUAGGGGUUCAGCCCGUUAUGACUUCUCCCAUGAGAUCCUUCGGGAUGAAGAAUCCUUCUUUGGGGAGCGCCAGAUUCCCCGGGGCCGGCGAAUCUCUGUGAUCUGCCGCUCCCUCCCUGAGGGCAUGGGGCCAGGGGAAUCUGGACAGCCGCCCGGAGCCUGCUGACCCCCAGCUUUCUACAGACACCAGAUUUGUGAAUAAAGCUGGGAAUGGACAACCCAA